Messenger RNA from Saprolegnia parasitica CBS 223.65, 1610 nucleotides. RefSeq lists its product as hypothetical. The transcript is spliced from 3 exons. The coding region runs from base 45 to 1610 and encodes 521 amino acids. Lineage: Eukaryota; Oomycota; Saprolegniomycetes; Saprolegniales; Saprolegniaceae. The record is from RefSeq and is a predicted model, not a curated record.
GGAACAUUUACUGCUUGGUCGUCGCUCCACCGACGCUGCAAUCGAUGUUAGGGGACCACGAAGGGCUCCUCGCCAAGCCCAACGACGAAGGCGAUGCGUACGCCGACGGUGUCCCGAUCCUCUUGCAUUGGCGCCACGUUGGGCUCGUCGCCAACUACGCGGUCGUCGGGCUGCUCAUGGGCACGUUUCCGCGUUGUAUUUACCCGUACUUUCGCAUGUACCUCAACAUGGACGGGUACCAAGUGAGCGCGGCCAAGACGCUCAUUGGCAUUGCGUGGAGCUUCAAGAUCGUCGUCGGUAUCCUUAGCGACUCGGCGCCGAUUUGCGGCUACCGGCGCCGCCCGUACAUCUACCUUGGCUGGCUUCUCUGCUUUGGCUUUCUUCUGACGAUGGCGCUCCUGCCACCCGAGACGCCGUACUACGCCGACGGUCAGAUCCGCACCGUCGCCAACGCGUCGCUUCGCCGGAUCCAGAACCCGGACGCACCCUUCGACGGCGUCACGUACCUCCUUCUCCUCAUGGGCGCCACCGUCGGGUACGUCAUGGUGGACGUGGCGUGCGACGCUGUCAUGGUCGAGCUCGCGCGCGCCGAGCGCAUGGACGUCCGCGGCCACACGCAAACGCUGUCGUACAUCACCAAGUGGCUCUGCGCCAGCGUUGCGAGCGGUGUCGUCGGCCUUACGCUCAACGGAGCAGCGUACGGCGGCAACUUUGACUGGAGCCUUUCGUUCAACGCACUCAUGGGUGGCUAUGCGCUGGUGGUGCUGGCCGUGCUUCCGCUCGCAGGCUGCGUCCCCGAUACGAUUCCGGUGGGCAUGCCGUCGCUGGCCACCAAGUGCCACCAGCUCUAUCUGCUCUGCCACCAGCGCGCGCUGUGGCAAAUCAUGAUCUUUCAGUUUCUCAACACGUUCUUCUUUAGCUUUGAAGCGACACCGAGCGCGGUCGUGCAGUCCGAGUGGGCCAAAGUCCGGCCGAUCAACGAAGCGCUCUUUUGCAUUCUCUCGUGUUGGCUUCUCGCGGCCGGCAUGCUGCUCACGAAGCUCUACUUUCUGCAGCACGACUGGCGACUGCUCAUCUUGGUCACCGUGAGCUACCUCACCAUUUACGGCAUCAUUCGGAGCGAAUGGUUCUUCCUCGGCGGACCGGCCCUCGCCCACCUCCCCGACGGCGUCCGGUCCAUCGUCACAAGCUUUGUCAUUGUGGAGGUCGCGGAUGCGGGCCACGAAGGCGCGACCUAUGGCCUCCUCACGACGGUCGGCAACCUCGCCGAGCCCUUUGCCGUCGCGCUCUCCAAGGUCGUCGACGCCCCCUUCAACGUCUUUCAAGACCAAGUCAUCUCGGACACGCCAGCGGUCCGUGACCGCGUAGCAUGCACGUUUGGUAUCAUGUACGCCAUGAAGCUGCUCAGUCUCGGCACGCUAUUGCUUUUGCCGAGCCAGAAGGCGGCCGCGCAGCACCUCCGCGCGCACGGCGGCACGCACCGCGGCAUGGCCAACGUGACGCUCUCGAUGGCGGCGCUCUGCCUUCUCUUUGGCAUCGUCACGAACCUCCUCUCGGUGUUUCCGUCGACGGCAUGCCUCGUCCUUGCUGGCGGCGAAGGCUGCAAGUAA